This is a messenger RNA of Hordeum vulgare subsp. vulgare (domesticated barley), 1688 nucleotides long. Its product is annotated as protein BTR1-like. The record is from RefSeq and is a predicted model, not a curated record. The transcript is spliced from 7 exons. Gene Ontology annotation, cellular component: nucleus; cytoplasm. Gene Ontology annotation, molecular function: mRNA binding. Gene Ontology annotation, biological process: regulation of gene expression. Lineage: Eukaryota; Viridiplantae; Streptophyta; Magnoliopsida; Poales; Poaceae. The coding region runs from base 921 to 1301 and encodes 126 amino acids.
CCCGCCCCGGGGCCACAAGACGGCGGCAGCAACAGUCUGACGCGCGCCGUGCUCUCGCUGUCGCUCUCAGAGGCGGGGCGCACCACCGCCAAGGCCAGGUCCUCCGCCCCCCGUGCCGCCAUAUCCUCCGACAACCAAGGCGGGGCGCACCUCCGUUAUCUGUACUGCAGCCAGCAGCUAGGCGGGGCGCGUUGCCACCAUUACCAUGGGCCUGCCACUUUGGUGAAACAAUCCACAUGUAACUUGGCCAUACAGAUAACCAGAGUCAGAGUCCAUAUUUGGUGGCUUAUUGCACUCUUCAUACGUAUUCACAUUAACAGAGUCACGGGUACUGAAUUUUAUUCUAACAACAUGCUGCCAGAUAUUUCUAAGCUGCUCAAUUUGAACGGGUUUUAGGAAAUAGUCGCAGGCGUUAUGAGUUAUUCCCUUCAUUAUAGUUUUCGUCUCUCCAUUCACAGAUAACAUUGCAUGGAAAAUAAUCUGUGAUUGGAGAGACAAAAACUAUAAUAAAGGGGAUAACUCAUGGCGCCUACGAUUAUCUCCUAAAACCCGUUUGCAUCGAGGAGCUUAGAAUAUUUGGCAGUAUGUUAUUAGGAGGAAAUUAAGUAUCCGAAACUCUGUUAAUGUCGAUACGUAUAAAGAGUGCAAUAAACCAUCAAGUGCGGACUCUGCCUAUCUGUACGACUAAGUUAGAUGUGGGUUAUCUGACCAAAGUGGGAGGCCCAGCAAGAAGAAGAAGGAAUACCAUAGCGAGGAGGAAGAUGAAGACGUAGAUAGUGGUGGUCAAGACAAUGAUGACCCUUCGGCUCCAAAGAGGCCAAGAGUUGUUUGGUCAGUUGAACUGCAUCGGAAAUUUGUCGCUGCUGUCAACCAUCUUGGAAUUGACAAAGCUGUGCCGAAAAGGAUACUCGAGCUUAUGAAUGUUGAGAAACUCACUAGGGAAAAUGUUGCAUUCACCUACAGCUACUGACAAGGAGGAUCCACGGUCUCCUCCCACGACGACGACGGCCGCCACCAAGCCUGACACGUCCAUGCAAUCACCUGAUGAAGAUAGCUGCGGUGUACAAGGGAUUCUCACCAUUGGUGUCGCGGACGAGCACGUGGGCGCUGUCAUCAGCCGUGCUGGGAGGACCAUCAAGGAGAUCAAACAGGUUAGCGGUGCCUGGAUCACGAUUUCACCCGAGGGAGAGUUCAUGCCCGGAACUUGCUACAGGGAGGUGUUCAUCACUGGGACAUCAGAGGCGAUCCGCGCAGCUGAGGCGAUGAUCAUGCGCUGUCUCGGUCGCCAGUGGCAACGGUGAUGAUGAGCUCACAUGGCGGAGGGUGGAGGGAUUAUGCGUCGUCUGCAGUUGAGUGAUGGUAGUGAUACAGAGUAGAGUGGUAGUAGGUAGUCACGCACAGACAACACAGAACAAGGUUUUUGCGUUGCUAGGGUCGAUUAAUCGGUAGUAAACAAGCAUUAGGAAAUGGAUGAAACGCUCAGCUCACUGCUGAGAGGAUGGCUAGGUUCUGCUGGUCAAUGUUGCUUUGACCAAUUUGCUUGCUUCCUUCCUUCCAUGUUCCACUGAAGUUGAUGAGUGGAUCGGAUGAGAUGAGUGGCUUAUUGUCAUGUUUUGGUUGGGAGGAUAGACAGAUGAAUGAUUUGGGAUUAAACUCAACAGUUCGAAACGAAGCUUAUCUCCCAUGAA